This is a messenger RNA of Oryza brachyantha (malo sina), 1987 nucleotides long. RefSeq lists its product as uncharacterized. The record is from RefSeq and is a predicted model, not a curated record. The transcript is spliced from 5 exons. NCBI's taxonomy places the organism in Eukaryota, Viridiplantae, Streptophyta, Magnoliopsida, Poales, Poaceae. Bases 1 to 1875 code for a protein of 624 amino acids.
AUGGACCGCGAGAGCAUCAUCACCUCAUCCAUGACAGGCUUCCUGCCCCCGUUGGCGACGCGCACCCAGGCCUCUCCUCCGGCCUACCUCCCGCCUCCCUUGGCCAUCAACCCACACGCCGACUGGCGGGGGCUCCCCGAAGACGCCCUCGCCGAGGUCCUCUUCCGCCUCCCCGUCCUCGACCUGUUCCGACUCGGCUACCUCUUCACCCCGAAUUGGCUCGACAUCUGGCGCGCCAAGCCGCUGAUGCUCCACGACCGCCAGUUCUCCACUCCCCCGAUCGCCGCCGACGACGUCGCCGACGCCAUCACCAACGUCCUCGAGCUCCACGUAGGCGACGGCGUCCAACUCGUGGGCGGCGUAGAAGGCGGAGACGAGGUCCACGGAUGGGGUGGAGGCCACGAGCUUGAUGGCGGCACGGACGGCGAGGACGACCACCCGGGUGUCGUCGUCAAUGCGGGGGGAGGCGGCGUUAAUGGUGGCCAUUAUCAUCAUGACGGGGGCCUCGAUGACGAUGUAGACGACGAGGCAGGAGAAGUGGUAGACGCCGAGGCAGGAGACGUGGUCGGCGAUGCAGGAGCAGGACCGGGUCCGGGAGCUGCCGUUGAUGGAGCCGCCGUUGAUGGAGCCGCGGCCGCCGCCGCCGCGGGAGCAGUUGGUGGAGGCCAAGGUGAAGGAGUCGUCGUCGUCGCCCCGGGAGUAGGCGUCGAUGAAGGCGUCAUCAGCGACAGCGACGAGGACUUGUACGGCUACGACGACAUCCCAGUCCCAGCAGCCGGUUACGAGAUCGGCCGCGUCUACACUUUCCGGGUAGAGAGCACACGAUGGCGCCCCGACCACCUCGACCGCUGGUUCGCCGCGCUCGAGCGCGGCCGUGCUCGUGAGGUCAUCCUCGCCAACCUCUUCACACCAGGGCGCCCCCACCUUCCUCCAGGCAUCCGCGACUGCACCAGCCUCCUCGGACUCUACGUCUUCUUCUUCACCGUGGAAGCCAACCACAUCGACCCCCUCGCCGUCGCCAGGCUCCGCGUGCUCGGGCUAUACGGCUGCGCCGCCGCCCCCGGCUUGAUCCGGAGAGCCCUCCUCCCCAGAUCAGAAAUCCAGGCGCUGAUUAUCAGGGACAGCGCCGUGCUGCAAGACGGCGACGAAGGUCGCCUGGCCGUUGCCGCCACACGCCUCCGUCGACUGACGAUUAGCAACAGCGAGGUCGUCACAGUCACCGUGGACAACGCCAUCCAAUUCCAGGAUCUGGUCGCGGCGGGGCCAUCCAAGCUCACGCUGACCAUCAAUGGCGUGCCAAGCCUGAAAACUCUAAGCAUGGACCUCUUCACCGCCGUCUUGGAGAUCGAUGGCAUAGCGAUCAAGGCUGGGAUGGUGGAGCAGCCCCCGCAGAUGCCUUGUGUCAGGCAUCUCAUCCUACGGGUGAACUACACAGAGAUGGGUGACAUGGUGCCUCGUCAGGUAGAGCAGAUUAUGAGGAGUUUCCCACGCGUACGAACACUGGAAAUCUUGAGAGACGACGAGGUCACAGUAGAAGAAGGGCUCGUCAAAUCGUAUGAUAAACACAUCUAUGAGGGGUCGAAUUUAUUCGAUGGCCUUCAGAGCUUCAAGUAUCACCUGAGGCAGAUCCAUCAUAGACCUUUCAGAGGGGGCAAGUAUGAAGUUGCUCUGAUCAAAGCCAUCCUCGACAAAGUUGGAGCUCUGUCAGUGUUGUCAAUGGAAUACUCACCAGGCAGCUUAACCAGCGACACCCUGAGUCAGCUCCAAGUGACUCUCGACAUUUUCAAGUUGCACACUCCAAAUGAUGCCGUCAGAGGCGACAGUGUGUGCAUUGCUGCAAUUGAGUUUGAACAAGGAGUAGCUUUGAUGCAUUGACUUGACAUGAUGAGUGUUGAGACCUUGACACAGCUCAAUUCCUGACAGCACACAGGUUUAUCCACUGCAGCUACAAGUGCAGAACACAAGAGCCGAAACACCAGGAGAGGCA